This is a messenger RNA of Schistocerca gregaria, 1185 nucleotides long. Its product is annotated as basic proline-rich protein-like. Bases 1 to 1185 code for a protein of 394 amino acids. The record is from RefSeq and is a predicted model, not a curated record. The transcript has 3 exons. NCBI's taxonomy places the organism in Eukaryota, Metazoa, Arthropoda, Insecta, Orthoptera, Acrididae.
AUGGACGAAACAGGUGUCCAGGCCCGUCCUGCCCCCGCUCCCCUAAGGGCCCGUCCUGCCCCCGCUCCCCUAAGGGCCCGUCCUGCCCCCGCUCCCCUAAGGGCCCGUCCUGCCCCCGCUCCCCUAAGGGCCCGUCCUGCCCCCGCUCCCCUAAGGGCCCGUCCUGCCCCCGCUCCCCUAAGGGCCCGUCCUGCCCCCGCUCCCCUAAGGGCCCGUCCUGCCCCCGCUCCCCUAAGGGCCCGUCCUGCCCCCGCUCCCCUAAGGGCCCGUCCUGCCCCCGCUCCCCUAAGGGCCCGUCCUGCCCCCGCUCCCCUAAGGGCCCGUCCUGCCCCCGCUCCCCUAAGGGCCCGUCCUGCCCCCGCUCCCCUAAGGGCCCGUCCUGCCCCCGCUCCCCUAAGGGCCCGUCCUGCCCCCGCUCCCCUAAGGGCCCGUCCUGCCCCCCGCUCCCCUAAGGGCCCGUCCUGCCCCCGCUCCCCUAAGGGCCCGUCCUGCCCCCGCUCCCCUAAGGGCCCGUCCUGCCCCCGCUCCCCUAAGGGCCCGUCCUGCCCCCGCUCCCCUAAGGGCCCGUCCUGCCCCCGCUCCCCUAAGGGCCCGUCCUGCCCCCGCUCCCCUAAGGGCCCGUCCUGCCCCCGCUCCCCUAAGGGCCCGUCCUGCCCCCGCUCCCCUAAGGGCCCGUCCUGCCCCCGCUCCCCUAAGGGCCCGUCCUGCCCCCGCUCCCCUAAGGGCCCGUCCUGCCCCCGCUCCCCUAAGGGCCCGUCCUGCCCCCGCUCCCCUAAGGGCCCGUCCUGCCCCCGCUCCCCUAAGGGCCCGUCCUGCCCCCGCUCCCCUAAGGGCCCGUCCUGCCCCCGCUCCCCUAAGGGCCCGUCCUGCCCCCGCUCCCCUAAGGGCCCGUCCUGCCCCCGCUCCCCUAAGGGCCCGUCCUGCCCCCGCUCCCCUAAGGGCCCGUCCUGCCCCCGCUCCCCUAAGGGCCCGUCCUGCCCCCGCUCCCCUAAGGGCCCGUCCUGCCCCCGCUCCCCUAAGGGCCCGUCCUGCCCCCGCUCCCCUAAGGGCCCGUCCUGCCCCCGCUCCCCUAAGGAAGCAAAGGUCGAGCUGCUGCAAGAGCAGAACAAAGAUCUACUGCGCGAACUUCAGCAUUCAGCUGACCCAGUUAAGGACCUUAGACCCCCAAUGUGGGUUCGGGGGUAA